CGACCCACCUGUCCAUCCCGCACCCAUCUAGAAACGCGUCCACGCAGAUCGGAGAGACCGAGGCUGCUUCUUCCUCUUCUUCUUCUUCCCCCAGCCGCGUCGUCGAGAAGGUUCUAGAGGGUUCGAGAGAGGGUGGGAGGGACCGCGAAAGCGACGGACGAUGGCGCUGCAGUGGAUGAUCCUGGCGUGCGUGGUGGCGGCGGAGGCGGCGGUGGCCGUGAUGCUCACGCUCCCGGCGCCCCGCGCCGUGCGGAAGCAGAUCGUCGGGCUCACCUCGAUGCUCCUCCAGCCAUUCGCCGGGAUACUCCCCUUCGCGGCCUUCCAGCUCCUCGAUAUCUACUGGAAGAACGAGCACAGGUUGAUGUGCACCUCCGAGAUUUGCACCGCUGACGAGCGUAUCCGCUUUGAGAAAUCCAUCUUCAAGGCCCAGAGGAAUGUCAUUCUUUGUGUUUCAGCAUGCCUCCUUUACUGGUGCAUUUUCCGUAUUUGCAAGUACAACAAGGAUAUUAAGGCAUUGGAGGAGACUGAGAAACGCCUCAAGGAAGAGUAGAUUAAUCACACUUACAGGUGGAUUUUGUGCUAUUCCUGUCCUUCAGAUGUAUGCAGAUAGUUAUGUGGGAUUCCCAGUGUAUAUUGUUCGCCUUGAGGCAAAGAAAAUGUUACGCUGUUUCGGCACAUGAUUUUCAGUACGAUUUCUCGUUUAAUUGUAAGUCGUCCGGAUUCUCUUUUUUUGUGUUUUAACUUGGGAUGAUGUCAGUACGAUUUCUCGUUUAAUUGUAAGUCGUCCGGAUUCUCUUUUUUUUUGUGUUUUAACUUGGGAUGAUGUCUACCAAGAAUACAUGAGAACCACUGAACCCUGGUCAUCCUUCAAUUCAACCGUUUGAACAUUUGCCUGCA
This is a messenger RNA of Oryza sativa Japonica Group (Japanese rice), 897 nucleotides long. RefSeq lists its product as uncharacterized. Gene Ontology annotation, biological process: endoplasmic reticulum to Golgi vesicle-mediated transport; intracellular protein transport. The record is from RefSeq and is a predicted model, not a curated record. Lineage: Eukaryota; Viridiplantae; Streptophyta; Magnoliopsida; Poales; Poaceae. Gene Ontology annotation, cellular component: endoplasmic reticulum; endoplasmic reticulum membrane.